UCUUGAGUCAAUGACGGACAAGCAAAAUCCGAUCGCAUGCGAGCCCUGUCGCCAGAAAAAGUGCAAGUGCGACCGAAUAUUACCCGCCUGCUCGCAGUGCUCUGACCCUGCGAAAUGCGUUUACCCUGAAAGCGGGAAACGCGGCCUGCCGCAAGGCUAUAUAACACACCUGGAAAGCCGGCUCGCAGCAACAGAACGCGCUCUUUAUAGUUCGUAUUCAUACUUGCGGACCUCCUCGCCGCGGUCCUUCAGCAUUCCCAACUCGUCUCAACCAGGCCCGUCGCGAACGGCUGCCGUCAACGAAUGGUCACGGCUCCCGCUGCGCAAUGCGGACGACUUGGAGCUCUGGUGGGCGGAAAAGACGCCGUUGUAUGGAACCGCCGCACGCGAUGCAUUCUCUGAAUGGGGUCUGCCGACGAGGGAUAAGGGUAUCCCUGCGCCAACCAGUCCAGUUAAUCUCAACAGCAGGCAUGUUGAUGCGGGCCCUUCUACAGGACACCCAAGAGAAGGACGAGCAGAGCUUCUGGCAGAGUCGGAGCCAUCCGUUUACUUUUAGCACAUGUAUUAGCCAGCACUUUCAUUUUAGCACUACUUCCUACUUUGAUCUUCGCAUUACUCCAUCAAUUGGAGAGUCUCCAAUCGCUACUCACUUCACCGUGGAGACCGAGGUGCCGAUAAGAUGAGGGGUUGCGGGGUCAAUCCCAAUAACUAUCCUGCCUGCGUCACUUCUUCUCGUCUCC
Molecule: messenger RNA, 740 nt
Organism: Aspergillus nidulans FGSC A4
Lineage: Eukaryota; Fungi; Ascomycota; Eurotiomycetes; Eurotiales; Aspergillaceae
Product: Zn(II)2Cys6 transcription factor domain-containing protein
Exons: 3
Coding region: 11-556 (181 amino acids)
Biological process (GO): regulation of transcription by RNA polymerase II; regulation of DNA-templated transcription; DNA-templated transcription
Cellular component (GO): nucleus
Molecular function (GO): zinc ion binding; DNA-binding transcription factor activity, RNA polymerase II-specific; DNA binding
Source: RefSeq, a predicted model, not a curated record